Molecule: messenger RNA, 3555 nt
Organism: Nematostella vectensis (starlet sea anemone)
Lineage: Eukaryota; Metazoa; Cnidaria; Anthozoa; Actiniaria; Edwardsiidae
Product: histamine H2 receptor
Exons: 2
Coding region: 1220-2296 (358 amino acids)
Biological process (GO): G protein-coupled receptor signaling pathway
Cellular component (GO): membrane
Molecular function (GO): G protein-coupled receptor activity
Source: RefSeq, a predicted model, not a curated record
GUAUGUAUGUAUGUAUGUACUGACUACGGAUGUCACACACUAACUUGUUACACUGCUAGUGCGCAUGGCAAGCUACACACGUGAUUAUUAUGAUUGACAGCAUUCCAAUUAUUUUUGCACUCAAAAUCUUAAACCGUACUAAAUCCUAAUUUCGUCGACGGCCAGGUCUGAAUCCUACACAGGGCAAACCUUGUGUGAACUCAGACCUAACUUUCCUUCAUUCGUUAAGAAUCGCGAAACGAGAAUUGGUGGCCAAAUCCCGAUUGUCAAAUACCUUUGAAAAGGGACGCGACACGCCUAUAAGUUUCCCGAGCAAAAGGUCAAUCUACUAAAAAUAGGAACUGCUGGUCUAAGCAAUUUCUUUGCGAGCGUUUUAGAUUUCCCUGUCAAACGCGAUAAGCAAACUAAACAAAAUGCUUUUAGUCGUUCCGUGGACUUCGAUAUGCUGACAGCCAAUCAGUAUAUAAUUUCUAUAUGCUAAAUAUGUCUUCACUACAUGUGUGACUUAUUCCUGCAUGACACUAGGCAGGAGAAACCUCCCUACUUUCCAGAGAGUGGAAACGGAGCAAACCCCUUUGCACUUGUCUGAUCACCAGACUAUAAUGGCAGACGUUCUUCAAAUGGAGUACCGUAGACUAAAAGAGCAAGUAGAGUGAUCUGAAUCCCACCCACGAACUGUGAAAAGUACUUGAAAGGGACCAAUCAGGAUGGAGAAAAUCGCGCAAGCGCACUAGAAAAGAGACUUUAAGAAAAUUGUGUUUGGUUGACUGACGAAACGCCCGCACUGCUCGCUACUCUUAAUUCUGGAAAGAACCACGAAAAGAAAGCGCAAAGAGAUUGCACUAUAAAGAGUGCGUAUAUAUCCCGCAUUCUAUUAUUCAGAGUCUCGUGACGUCACCAGGCUUGUUUCCGCAUGGUAUUUUGAACGCCGAGUGAUUAAUAUACAGAGUACAUUAACACAAGGUACCGCGCGCAGGGCUGGCGUAUAUCACACGGCUCUAUAUACAGCGACGCAAACAAGCAAGAGACCAGAACUAUGAGAGACCUACAAGUGUAACAAUCACGUUUGCGGUAUAGAUAUCAACUGUAUAAACACUUAGUUGCUAUUAUUGCUUAGAUAGGUGUAGGAGGUUUUGCUAUCGAUCCCGGAAUACGAUAUACAGACUACAAGCGCGCGUCGGUGGCUUCCAAACAAGUGAGUGACGGUGUUUGCACGGGAAUGGCGACCAACAAUUCGACGAGUGCGCAACAAAUGCCAGAUUUCUCCGCGUAUUUUUACUGCGAGUAUCUCUCUGCCAUCUUCUAUUGCGUCUUAUCUCCGUUCACGGUCGGGGCAAACGGUCUGCUCCUCGCCGCCAUCUACAAAGACCCGUUAAAGUGUUUCCGUACGCCAGUUACUUACUUCAUAGUUGGUUUAGCCCUCGUGGACCUGCUCACCGGCCUAGUAGUGGAACCGUUCUUUGCCGUCUAUUACUUUUCGCGGUAUUUCUACGGCUUCCUAAAUGUGAGUCCCACAAUCAACCUGCUGGCGACCAUCGCUGGAUUCAUGUCUACAGUCGGACUCAGCACUUCAUUUCUUAUUGUCCUCGCCUUGUCCUUCUCUCAGUUCAUAGCAAUCACAUUCCCGCACAAGUACCGAGUCCUAAUCACCACGCGUCGCGUCCUUAUUUGCAUGAUCAACGUCGUGCUUUACUUCAUCGCAUUUAGUCUACUACAGGUCUUCAAUACAAACAUUCCAAAGGACUUGUUUUGGCGCAUGGACUUGUAUCUGCAUGCGACGAUUAUACCGAUUCUACUGGUCAUCUCGCACGCGUUCAUAUUCCGCUCGUUCAAACGUUUCUCCAAAAAAUCAGAAAAGAUGGGUGCUCAAGCAAAACGCGUGGAUAACACCCUUGUCGUCCACAGUAGUAACAACAACAGUAACACGGAGCUCAUCAAGCCUUCUAAGAAAACCGCGCAAAUCUCCAAAAGCAAAGCGAAUCAGAAGCAGCUGACGAUUGUGACAUUACUUCUGUCUGCAGUACUGCUAUUUUGCUCGUUGCCGCACACCAUAGGGUUUUAUCUAUUUCUGCACAUAGAGUGGAAGGCUCCGUCUGAAGAAAUUGCCAUCAACAUUGCGAUACGCGUGACCGACGCUAUACUGUUCCUAAAAGUCCUCCUCGAUCCGUUUAUCUACUGCUGGCGACUUCCAAAGUACCGCGCAGCGCUGCGCAACACGCUCAUGUGUAGGGAGAAGAGCGAGAUCAAUCAUUCAGUGGAGCAGAGGAGCAAGUUGAAGACCGAAACCAGCUCCUGAUUGGUCCAUAUUUUAUUCCAGUGCUUACUGGCCUCUAUACUGGCCACCGUACACCACACUACAAGAACGCAAGAAUAACACUGGAACGGGUUUACGAAGAUUGUAGAGGAGCUAAAAACGAAAUUAAGUUGAGUAAGAGGGAUUGCCGAAACAAGGACCCUUUGAAAGGAGAUAGAAAACAUAUCCAGUAGUUUCAAGCCUUGAAGGGAGUCACGCAUGAAACUGGUGUAGCGCACCGACAAGAAUUGGAUAUGAUAUUCAUCUACAGACAAAUUCUCGUCUAGCGGUUCGCUUGUCACAAUAUCUGACUGCCUGCUUCAUGAGAAUUAUGCACAUCGUACCAAUAGAUAGAGUAUUGCUCGUCAAUCGCCGUAGGCUAUCUACAAAGCGCGGUCGACACCGUACAACCAAGCAAAUACAGUAUCAAUAGAUAUUGUAUUAACAGAUAGAAUAUUGAUCAUAAAUCACCAUAAACUAUCUACGCGGUCGAGGCGGUACAACACCCCAAAUACAGUAUCAAUAGUUAUAGUAUUAAUCAUCGUCUGCUUCAUAUCAUGCCCGACACCGAGUCCAGCUGAUGGCCGAUCCAAAUUUGUUAUUAAUCUACUACGUCCGUGUAAGAACCCACAGAUUCUCAAAUGUUUACUUUUUCUUGUGCUUUGUCCCGUUUGACGAUGUGUGUUUGGUCAAAAUUUCACAUGUGAAGCGCAUUGUGAUAUGCUAUUGGAGAUGGAUUUUUGUAAUGGAGAUAAAAGUCGGGUCUUUUGAGUUUUUGACCAUUCACUAAUGGAGUCAAUAAAUGAAGGCUUGAAGAAGAAAAAACGCAUUUUUAUUUCUUUUCCAAAUCUCACCAACUUAGAAUGCAUACCACGUUAAUAGAAAAUAGAUCAGGAACCGAAGAUAAUGGUGCUACGGUACAACAAGGACAUGACGUCUCUUGUAGCGGAUAUCACCAGGCAAAAGGCAUAUUAAAAAGUAAGUUGUUAAAACUAGCAGAUAACACUGUUGGGUCAUCACAUCUAAACAAUGGGUAAGGAAAUUAGGGAAGUGGAUUUCUUAAUUAAUCAGCAUGUAAUUACCAGAGAAAAUAAGCUUUUGACCUAUUUUCAAAUAGCGCAACUAAAAGGGAAGACAUCGUUGAAAUUAAACAGCAAUUGAUCGGAACAAUAAACAAAGCCGCACUAAUUAAAUCCUGACAUAUAGGAUUGCGUCAUAGUGCUAUAGCAAGAAUUCUUAGAAUAAACCAUGUAUUCGCUGGU